AUGUCGAAGAAGAUCCUCGUCGUAUUCACCUCCCACACCAAGCUCAUUGGUUCGGACCACCCUACCGGCUAUUACCUCCCCGAGAUUGCCCACCCUUACUACCUUCUCAAGAAGGCAGGCUACACUCUCGUCGCUGCCUCUCCCAAAGGUGGUGAAGCACCACUCGACCAAUCCUCCGUCGAAGCCUUCAAGAACGACCAAGACUCUGUCAAGUUCCUCAAAGACUCUGAAGCUCAGUCUUGGGUCUCGAACACCAAGCCUCUCUCUGAAUUCUCUUCCUCUUCCGUUUCCGAAUUCGACGCCAUCUUCUACCCUGGUGGCCACGGUCCUUGCUUUGACCUUCCCGUCGACUCCACUUCGCAAGAGCUUAUCCGUGGAUUCUACGAGGCUGGUAAGCCCACAGCUGCCGUCUGCCACGCUCCUGCGGCGUUCACUGAUGUUAAGCUGAGCGAUGGAAGCUACCUCGUUAACGGCAAGAAUGUUACUUGCUUCACUAAUGAGGAGGAGGAACAGGCUGGUUUGACCAAGGCUAUCCCUUGGUUGGUCGAGAGUAGGCUCAUUGAUAGGGGUGCAAAGUUCGACAAGACUCAGCCUUGGGGCGAGAAGGUCAUUGUUGAUAAGUCUGGUGGAAAGGUCUUGAUUUCCGGUCAGAACCCGGCUAGCGCUCUUGGUGUCGGAAAGGAGAUCCUUAAUGCUCUUAAGGCCUAA
Ustilago hordei is the source of this 708-nucleotide messenger RNA. RefSeq lists its product as uncharacterized. The record is from RefSeq and is a predicted model, not a curated record. Lineage: Eukaryota; Fungi; Basidiomycota; Ustilaginomycetes; Ustilaginales; Ustilaginaceae. The coding region runs from base 1 to 708 and encodes 235 amino acids. The transcript has a single exon.